AUGCCUCCCAUUCUAAAUGCGAACUUUAAUCAUGUCGCAGUGUCUGUCCCAGAUGCAGAUGCAGCCGUCGCGUGGUAUACUGAGCUCUUUGGCUUUCGCGUGAUAAGUCCCGUCUACGGACCCGAGUUCAAAGCGAUGAAAAUCGCUCUGCUCUCCUGUGGCAACGGCGUGGGUUUCGAAAUCUUCGAGUUUCCGGAACCCAAGUAUAGUGGACCCCAUAAAAGGAUCGACUGGGGCCCAGAAACCUACACCAAAGGAGGUUACUUCCACCUCUGUCUCACAGUGCCAAAUGUGGAGGAAAAGGUCAAGGAGGCAGUCAAGAAAGGCGCAAGCGUGGUGGGCGAGAUGGACUUGGCCGGAGGAGAAAGAACGGCGUAUUUGCAAGACCCUUGGGGAAAUGUUGUGGAACUUCUAAGCCUAACUUUUGACCAACUAUUUUUGAAGUUCAAAGACGAACGAAUAAAAGGAACUCUCGUAGUCAUUGGGACUUUGUAUGGCGUUAUCAUGCCUCUGUUGAAGAUGUUCUAG
This is a messenger RNA of Rhinocladiella mackenziei CBS 650.93, 528 nucleotides long. RefSeq lists its product as uncharacterized. The coding region runs from base 1 to 528 and encodes 175 amino acids. Gene Ontology annotation, biological process: L-methylmalonyl-CoA metabolic process. The record is from RefSeq and is a predicted model, not a curated record. Gene Ontology annotation, molecular function: methylmalonyl-CoA epimerase activity. The transcript is spliced from 2 exons. Lineage: Eukaryota; Fungi; Ascomycota; Eurotiomycetes; Chaetothyriales; Herpotrichiellaceae.